AAAAAUAAACAUACCUAGUGGACCAAUAUGCAAACUGCACCCCUAAAGCUGUAUUCUCCCACCCGACGGCCGACGCGAUGGCCGCCGCCGCCGCCGGAGAGACUCCGCCGCUGCAGGCGAACUACGUCUUCGGGAGGGCAUGGCCGGAUCUCAACGAAGGACUCUCCUACACCGAUACGUUCUGCGGCGCUGAUGCGGAAACCACCGCCUCCUUGAUCAACUUCUACUCCGAGAACUACAAGAGCUCGGCGCCAUUGCCAGGGUGGAUUCAUAGGAUUCGCAAUGGACAGAUAACGGUUGAUGGCCAAGUUGUCACUGAUCCAGAUAUGAUUCUCAGGGAGGGUUCUAAGUUGGUAUAUCAUCGCCUCGCAUGGAAGGAGCCAUUUGCACCACAUUUGCUUCAAGUGCUUUAUGAAGAUGACGACAUGGUCGCCCUUAACAAGCCUUCCGGUUUGCAAGUUCUGCCAAAAGGAAUCUUCCAGCAGCGCACUGUUCUAGCACAGCUUCAGUGGAAAGAGUGGAAGAUGCCCCCAUCAAGCUGCUCUAAGAGAAAAAAUGUGCAGUUACAUCCUGUACCUGUUCAUCGAUUAGGAAGGGGCACGUCAGGUCUACUGCUUUGUGCCAAGACAAAGCUUGCCAAAGUUCAACUUGCAUCUUAUUUUGCAGAAGGUGCUGCAAAUGCAGAGAAGAAAAGGGAUGGAACUGAGGUUGGCAAAGAACGGAAAAUUUCAAAAUUCUAUCGAGCAUUAGUAACUGGUAUACUUGAACACGAUGAGGAUGUGGUUACUCAACCCAUAGGAUUGGUUCAUUACCCUGGAGUUGCAGAGGGACUUUAUGUGGCAUGUUCCUCAGGGAAGCCAGCCAUGAGCAAAGUGUGUGUUCUUGAGAGACUUGCGCACCAAAAUCAAACGCUGGUCCAGGUUGAAAUUCAUUCAGGACGGCCUCACCAAAUCCGAAUACACCUUGCAUACAUUGGACACCCUCUUGUUGAUGAUCCUCUCUAUUGUAUUGGUGGGCAGCCUAAAUUUCAUGACCUGGAAUCUACUAGUACGGAUAUUUCUUUUGCAUAUGACGGAGGUUAUGAGAGGCCUUUACAGCCUGUUCCCGGGGACUGUGGGUAUCACUUGCAUGCUCAUUGGCUGGUCCUCUCUCAUCCAACCACGAAUAAGAUGCUGAAGAUAACCGCCCCUCUGCCGCAUAUCCUACAAACUCGAGAGGAGCGUUGCGAUCCACAAGUUGAUACUUGAGCUCAUAACUUUCCAUUUGAAAGUAUGUGCAUCCAAUGAGUUGAGCACUCAGUAAGAGUUCACAGGUCAUGUUUUACAAGCCUGUGGAGAUGGAGGCUAUUGAACGCUAACGUCCGCAUAUGAGGUGUUGAGUGUAUCUUACGGACUGUCAGACUGAGUUUUUGCGUGUGGGGCAGCGUGGACAAUACAGGAAAUGGUAUUGCUGAGUUUAAAUGGUCACUGGACGCUUCUGAGGGGGAACCAUGAGGAACAUUUGUGUUAGAUGAUGGAACAGAGUAAACUUUUCAGGUCACUGCGUCUGAAGAUGCAUGCACACAGCCAAAGGAUGGACUAACUGCUGUGCGUGCGUGUGUGCGCGUGAGCGUGUGUGUUCGUGUCGUAUAUAUGCACACAGCAAUCAAAAUUCAUUAGAAUUUUGGCUAAGAUUAUCAUCUGCAAGCAUGUAAACUACUCCCUCCGUCCCAUUAUAUAAGAACGUUUUUUA
Messenger RNA from Triticum aestivum (bread wheat), 1731 nucleotides. Its product is annotated as RNA pseudouridine synthase 5. The record is from RefSeq and is a predicted model, not a curated record. Gene Ontology annotation, biological process: enzyme-directed rRNA pseudouridine synthesis. Lineage: Eukaryota; Viridiplantae; Streptophyta; Magnoliopsida; Poales; Poaceae. Gene Ontology annotation, molecular function: RNA binding; pseudouridine synthase activity. The transcript is spliced from 14 exons. Bases 78 to 1247 code for a protein of 389 amino acids.